ACAUAUUCCCUGUAGAUGUCUGAAAUAGCUGUGUCACAUGAGCAGUGUGAGCUCCAUCUAUUUUAGUCACAGCUUCAGGGUUGGACCUCUCACAAAGUUUGCUUGUCAGGCAUCAACACAGAUUGCCAUCAUCCACUUGGGACCUGUGUUCUUAUGGACCUGACUGGGGGCAGACUGAAUGUGAUUGCUGAAGAAGGCGAGCAGCAGGACUUCAGCAGACAAUCGAGCACCAUGGAGGCAUACCGUGCUGUUCCAGAGCCUGGAGAAAGAACCUUUCAGAGGUUCUCAGUCAACACCAAUGAAUCGUUGCGUUUUGAGCCAUGUGAAGACAGCUGCCCGUCCCCCACUGGGGCAGAAGACGGACAUGAUGAUGUGUUUGACAAAGGAGAAUAUGAGGAUGAGAUCAUCUCCAUCAGAAAUCAGCUGCAGGGUAAGGUCACUGAAAUGGAGAACUUUGCCGGUCAUUUGGAGGAAAUCUUUCUUACAGUGGAGGAGAACUUUGGCCGUCGAGAGCAGCACUUGGAGCAGCACUACAAUGAUGUGCUGCAGACAUUGUCUCAGCGCUAUGAUGAGAGGGCGAGUGGACUGCAGGAGGAGAAGAAGGCUAAACUGGAAUCCCUGUACAGUCAGCUGCUGGUCUGUGGUCAGGCCCUGGACGCCUCAAAGGAACUCAUUGAAACGGCCAAAGAGAUUUACCGCUGUCAGGACAAGAGACUUUUCCUAAAGACAGUUAUGCCCACCAUUAAAAGAGUCGAGGAGUUUGCCAAAGAAGAGGUUGACCUCGCGCUGUCUACAGGCCUUGAAUUCAGCACACCCAUUGCUGAUCUGUCAGAUGUGAAAACCAUGAUGGACUCCAUCAAUAUUGUUCCAGCUCCGUCUGCACCAGUGAUCAACCCCCAGCUGCCCAACUCAGCCACCCAGACAUCCCUCCAUGUGUGCUGGAGUUUAUUCUCUGACGACACGGUUGAGUACUAUGAGCUUUACUACAGACCAGUGCUGGAGGAUGUGUCUGCAGAGAAUACCUUUGCACCACAGGAAAGCAAGAUCAAAGUGAAGGAGACUCACUGCACUGUGACUGAUCUGCUCCCUAAUGCACAGUAUGAGCUUUGGGUGACGGCGACCAACACAACAGGCAUCAGCCCAGCUAGUGAGAAGACAUUAUACAUGACAGUGCCGUCGCCUCCUGUGAUCAAGCAGAGGGAGUGCAGCAGCUGCCCAGAAGCUGCUCUGAUCCGAUGGGAGUCGGGGAACACCAACCCUGUAGACUCCUAUACUGUGGAGCUCAGUGAGACAGGAACUGGUGGUGCAAAGAGCAACAUUACCGAGUCUAUAGUAGCUGUGCCCACCUGUCAGUGUAUGAUCCAGCUGCAAGCAGGGCGACAUUACCUCAUCUUUGUGAGAGCUGUCAACGUUGGUGGUCCCAGUGACAGGAGUGAACCUAUAAGCAUCUCCACAACAGGUACAUUCUUCUAUCUUCUGGAGGACACUGCUCAUCCUUGCCUCUCCAUGUCAGAAGAUGGCUUCACUAUCUUCUAUGGAGAUGAGGAAUUGCCCAUAACAGCAAUGGCGUUUGAAGACAAUACUUUCACAAGAUGUGUGGCCAUACUGGGAGACCUUAUCCCAGUGCGAGGCAGGCACUACUGGGAAGUUGAGGUGGAUGAUGAGACGGAGUUUCGUGUUGGAGUUGCGUACAAAGACGCAGACAGGGACUCGUACCUCGGGGCAAACAAUAGCUCCUGGUGUAUGAGACACAUUCGCACCCCAUCCAGACACAAAUAUGAGUUCCUGCAUAAUGGCUGGAGUCCAGACCUGAGGAUUACAGCGCAUCCAUUGCGGAUUGGAGUGGCUCUCAACUACGACAGGGGAACACUGAGCUUUUUCAACGCUAAUCUAGAGCAACAUUUGCACACCUUCCAUUGUCACUUCCAGAAUUAUGUUCACCCCUGUUUCAGCCUGGACAACCCAGGAGCUCUUACACUACACAAUGGCAUAGCAGCUCCUGACUAUGCAUUUAUCUGACUGCAGGAAGUUGAUUUAACAAUAUUAUGAGACAGCUAAGUUUGCAUUACUUCUCAAUAGUGUGACAUUCUUUGUGUGCUACAAUGAGAAUUCCACAGACAGAAUUACAUUAAUAAAGACAAAACAGGUA
Molecule: messenger RNA, 2149 nt
Organism: Cyprinodon tularosa
Lineage: Eukaryota; Metazoa; Chordata; Actinopteri; Cyprinodontiformes; Cyprinodontidae
Product: fibronectin type III and SPRY domain-containing protein 2
Exons: 13
Coding region: 154-2019 (621 amino acids)
Molecular function (GO): protein binding
Source: RefSeq, a predicted model, not a curated record